GCUCGGGAAAUUCUCAUGGAAGAAUCAAAUGUUCAACCCGUAAGGUGUCCUGUUACAGUUUGUGGAGAUAUCCAUGGUCAAUUUCAUGACCUUAUGGAACUUUUCCGUAUUGGUGGUAAUUCACCCGAUACGAAUUACCUUUUUAUGGGAGAUUAUGUUGACCGUGGAUAUUAUUCCGUUGAAACUGUAACCUUACUCGUUGCACUCAAAGUUAGAUAUAGAGAUCGAGUUACAAUUCUUCGGGGGAAUCACGAGUCCAGGCAAAUAACCCAGGUAUAUGGGUUUUAUGAUGAAUGCCUUAGAAAAUAUGGCAAUGCAAAUGUGUGGAAAUUUUUCACCGAUUUGUUCGACUAUUUGCCAUUGACAGCAUUAAUUGAUGAUCAGAUCUUUUGUCUUCAUGGCGGUUUAUCUCCAUCGAUUGAUACGCUGGACCAUAUUAGAUCUUUGGAUAGAAUUCAAGAGGUACCUCAUGAAGGACCUAUGUGCGAUUUGUUAUGGUCCGAUCCAGAUGAUCGAUGUGGCUGGGGAAUUUCGCCUAGAGGUGCUGGAUAUACCUUUGGACAAGAUAUAUCGGAAGCAUUUAAUCACAACAACGGACUAACUUUGAUUGCUAGAGCUCAUCAAUUGGUUAUGGAGGGAUACAAUUGGUCGCAAGAUAGAAAUGUUGUUACAAUCUUCAGUGCUCCAAAUUACUGCUAUCGUUGUGGUAAUCAAGCUGCCAUUAUGGAAAUAGACGAGCAUUUGAAAUAUACAUUCUUGCAAUUUGAUCCUGCACCCAGAAGGGGUGAACCUCACGUUACUCGUCGAACACCUGAUUAUUUCUUGUAA
Funneliformis caledonium is the source of this 828-nucleotide messenger RNA. NCBI's taxonomy places the organism in Eukaryota, Fungi, Glomeromycota, Glomeromycetes, Glomerales, Glomeraceae. The record is from the annotation of a GenBank genome assembly.